Molecule: messenger RNA, 5026 nt
Organism: Scophthalmus maximus (turbot)
Lineage: Eukaryota; Metazoa; Chordata; Actinopteri; Pleuronectiformes; Scophthalmidae
Gene: ctif
Product: CBP80/20-dependent translation initiation factor
Exons: 14
Coding region: 278-2419 (713 amino acids)
Biological process (GO): regulation of translational initiation
Cellular component (GO): cytosol
Molecular function (GO): translation activator activity; RNA binding; protein binding
Source: RefSeq, a predicted model, not a curated record
UCCGCUCCGGCGCGCACGUGUCACCGCUGCCAGCGAGCCCGACUGAACGUCACAUUCCUGCAUUCCCUCUUUCCUCGUAGUCCGGGACGUCGGAGUCACCGACAGACACCCAGCCCUCUUCCCCCUCCACCGCUGUUGUUUUUUGUGAAGAAACACACCCAUGACACGGCGGAUUUGAUCUCAGGAGGUGAUCCCGGGUUCACCAGGAGUCACAAACUCACGUCGGGUCACUUUCCCUCCCCCUCCUCCCCUCCCACCUAUUGAGGCGCCGUUUGCCAUGGAAAACUCGUCAGUGGCGUCUGCAUCGUCUGAGGCCGGAAGCACACGCUCACAGGAGAUCGAGGAACUGGAGCGCUUCAUCGACAGCUACGUGCUGGAGUACCAAGUGCAGGGGCUGUUGGGAGACAAGGCAGAUGGGGACUUGGACUUGGACAAUGGUGGCAAAGUGCCACAGUGGACAGACGACUGCAACGACAAGAAAGACGGUAGCUGGACGUAUUCGCAGGGGAGAGGCUCAACCAAGCCAGACGAGUGGGAACACAGCAGUAAUGGCAGUACAGGCUCCAGGCCCAGUUCAGGGUCCAGACCAGGUUCUGGCUCACGCUCCGGCAGCAGAGGCAGAAACAAUCAGUUCAAAGCCCCAGCCAUGAAUGGGAACAGAGAUGUCUCCUUCGACAUCCUGGGCACAGACAUAUGGGCUGCCAACACGAUGGACUCACACGGAGGUGCAGGUUGGGACGUGCAGCCAGAAAAACUAGACUUCAGCCAUUUCCACAGGAAACACCUCAGAGGAACGCCAAAGCACCUGCCACAAAUUGACAGAGAGGGGAUGAACAAAAACAAGUUUGAGGAGGAUGACGGCAUAGACAUGAACGAGAUAGAGAGGUUCCUACCCCAUCUGCGUUCUGUUUUCCCACCCCUUCCUAACGAGGCCGAGAUCGCACACACCAAAAAGCUCUUCCGACGCAGGAGGAAUGACCGACGAGCGGUUGAUCAUUUCACCCGAGACCAGUUAACCAUACUUCUGCCCACUGGCCCCGGGGGAAGGCGACAUGUCUCAGCCAGGAGACAGCAGCGGCCUCAGGGAGGAGGAGGAGGAGGAGGAGGAGGAGGAGGAGGAGGAGGAGGAGGAGGAGGAGGAGGGGGGAAGAACCAGCCUCAGCAGAUACAGCAACAAUCGCCGCAGCACCAGAGGGAUCAAACCCAACAGCAGGCUCCCAACCAACAGCAGCAGAAUAUAACAGAACUGGGAGAUAACAGAAACAACAGUGCUGACCGGCCGCCCCGCCUGUACCAAGGAGGACAUGGGCAGCGCCAAGGAGGACCCCCUCACUACGGGUACAGCCAGAACAGGCGCUGGCACCACAAUCAGAAAGGUCAGGGGCACGGACAAACAAACACAACAGGUGACAGAGGAGUAACCCCGAGAACAACCAAAGAGACUGAGAAUGUAAGAGCGGCUGAGGAGCAGUUCAGACCGCCUCAAGACUGCAGCCGUAAGAGUCCCGGUGAAUCACCCAAAUCUGAGUCAACGCCCAUUACGAAUACUUUCCCAGAUUGGCCGGUUAAUAAGGAAUCUCCCAGCCCAGCGGGAAGUGGAAAGGCAAGCGAGGCCCAGUCGGAGCAGCCCAAAGUCAGCCUGCUGCAGUCGUCAAAGGAGAGGCUGAGGAGGAGACUAAAGGACAAGGAGGAGGCUCGUGUGGAGGCGUCGGGCUCUGGGUCACGGAACAUGGACCGGCUGGUGGACCUCCUCAACAGCAUGAGGAGCAACAGCAGCGGCGUGGAGCAGCAGCUGGCCUCUUUCAUGGAGGAGGCCCAGUGCUCGGCACGGUCGGAGGAGUCCCUGACUCAGGUAGUCGGCACAAUCUACGCCAAGGCCAUGUCGGACCGGAGCUUUGCCGCCACGGCCGCCAAGCUCUGCGACAAGAUGGCGCUGUUCAUGGUGGAGGGGACCAAGUUCCGAUCGCUCCUCCUCAACAUGCUGCAGAGGGAUUUCGCCCGUCGAGAGGAGCUCCAGCAGUCAGAUGUGGAGGGUUGGUUGGGUUUCAUCACCUUCUUGUGCGAGGUGUUUGGCACCAUGAGGAGCAGCUCCGGAGAGCCAUUCAGGGUGCUGGUGUGUCCCAUCUACACCUGCCUACGAGAGCUGUUAGAGUCCACAGACAUUAAGGAAGAUGCAGUCCUCUGCUGCUCCAUGGAGUUGCAGAGCGCCGGGCGUCUCCUGGAGGAGCAGCUCCCCGAGAUGAUGACCGAGCUCCUAGCGGCUGUCAGGGACAAGAUGCUUUGUCCGGCCGAAUCUCAGCUGACCCGCUCCCUCCUCAUGGAGGUCAUUGAGCUGCAUGCACACCGCUGGAGCCCCCUGGAGGCUCUCACCACCCAGUACUACAACCGUACCAUCCAGAAGCUCACCACUACUGCCUAGGUGCCAGCUGCCGCCGGAGGAGAGGAGACAUUUUCACUACAAAACAGGAACUUCAUAACAACACCACCCUCUAGCUGAAAUAACUCAAUGCUUGACAUGGUUAUUGAACGCAACUGUACAAUUCACUAACAUCUCCACGAUAGGUGAACACUGCCACAGACAAACCACACACCGGCCACCACAGAGGUGGUCCUUCAACCAUCCAGGCAAAACACCACACGUGGCGUUCAAACAAUAACGAGCGUGUCUGACAGAUUUGAGAGAACGCUGGCAGAGAGAUGGCCAGUAGGGGCGAGCUUGGCCACACGGAGUGUGGGUCCUUGUCUGGUUGUGGCUGCUGCUUAGGGUUAAAGGAGGGAGCAGACAAGAGAGGGGUCACACAGGGGAGAGGAGAGGGCAGCAGCCUGUCUGUAGGGAAUAGAGAGAGGUGGGUCUGUGUCGUCUGUGUCGGUCUCUUCAUUGUGCUCGUUGGCCCCGCCACCCUCUCCUUCCCCCAGUGUCUUUCUCCUUCCCCCACCUCUGUCUCUGCGUCAGCCCCUGGGGUCUGUGGGGCUGAUAAAAGGGAGGAGGAGGCAGGCAGCAGACAGUGCUGUCUGUCUGGGCCGUCUGCCCCCGCCGGGCCAGGGAACCAGGUCAAAGGGUCUCGGUGUGGAGCUCCCAAAGCUCCUCCCCGCCUUUGUCUCCCCAGCUCCCCCUCCACUGCAGGAGGCCUUUUUGUGGGGACGAGACAGCGGGCCUGCUGGGCCGAGGAUAAGGAUCAGGCUGGCCAGAGUAGGGUGGCAGAUGGCUGCUUGAGCCCUUGUGAGACGACACACUCCUAACACACCCCCCUUGGCUCCCCAGCUCCUGCUCCCAGAGCUGGGCCCAGUGUGACCAGCAGAGUGUGUGUGUGGGGGGGUGGGGGGGGGGGGGGGGGUUGUCCAGCAUUAGAAAAGCAUUAAAACAGACACUGCUGUAUGAUCACUCUUGUUUUUGUCCUACAGGGGAAUGUCUCGUCCCCUCCAUUAAGCUGUGCAUGUCCAUGCUUUGUUCACCACAUCAUUGACACAAUUGUUAUAUAUAUUUUUUUUUAUGAUUUAUUGUUUUAUUAUUGUCUUGUUUUUACGAUGAAAUGUACGUAUGAGAUAGCGGUAGGCCUCAUUGCACAGGUUUGAUUUGUUUUUGCACUGUUUGGAGGCAGUUUGCUUUAAAAAGAAAAUUCUAAAUAAGCAAACGUUUGGAUUUUAAUCAGUGCUUGUGGUAUUUGAAUAUGAAAAGUCUCAGUGAGAAAAUAUGGGUUGAGCGUAGUGAGCGAUUUUAGGAUGUUUUAAUGGACUAGUGGCCUUGUCAAUUAACCAUUUUAUAGGCACUUGUUUUGGGGCCUGUAACAGCGAGGGAGCGAGUCAAGGACUUAACAGUUCACAAGAAAAGUGAUGUGACGGACUAAAAAAGAAAAUAAGCAUGGCACACAGAGAAACAGAAGCAAAAUGCUUCUUAAAAUGUUCUCUAACUCGAGCCAUUCUUUGCAGUGGACAUUUUGCAAGUGUUUAAUAUCGACUAUAUUUGAUUGUUUUUUUUGAGGAAGAAACAACAAUUAACCCACGUGUUGGAAAAUGGUGAUGACGAAAAAGAAGAAACUCAUGUUGUAGGACCUCAUUAGCUUCUCUCAUACGUGACCCUUAUUCCAGCUAACGCGUGUAAUAUGAUAUUGACGUACCGAGCCAAUCACGUACCAUUUGUAAAUGGGCUCUAUAUAUAAUCUGCAUACAGUGUAUUUGCAAGUAUUUAAAAACAAGGAAAUAGAGGGGAAUAGUGCAACAGAGGAAGACUGUGGCUGUUAGAUGUCGGCUUUCAGCUCCGUGCAUCUCUACUGGGAACUGAAUCCUCGCUUGGGAGUCACACACAUGCAUACUCAUACCUAGUUUCCCAUUGACCCUCUGUGGGCAAGUGUUUUUAUAUGAUUUUUCUGUCUUGCAUCAAGAAUAAAAGAUCCUGUGUGGUAGGAACACCCCCCAGAGGACUAGUUAGUGGAGAUGGGUGAUUUGAGCUCACAUAUUUUUGGGAGGUUCUGCCUGAUUAUCUGUAAGUGUGUGUUGGCAUAAGAAGUGACUUGUUUUGCUGUCUUUUUUUUGUCCUUAUUUUGUUUCUAGGUUUCUAUUUAAAUUAUAUUUAGCUCAUUUAUAUAUAUAUAUAAUUUUGGUGGGUUUUCAACACAUCUCAAACUGUCGUGAUACCUUGCUUGCUGGCAAGUGUGUAAGUGUGGUAUUACUGUGUUUUACUUUGUGAAAAAGAAAAAAACCCAUCGGCCAGUUUCCAUUAUGCAAAUAGUGGCUCCCUCUCACAGCAGAUGGGUGCAGGUGGGGAUCCCCCCCUCAUCUGUGGCGCUGGAGCCUCCCCCACCCCACGUGCCCUUAGACCCCUCUGCUCGGGUCACAUGACUCACUCGACGAUUGAAUGAGAUGCACCUUCAUUUGCAUAUUCUCAUGAAUAUUGACAAAAAAAAUAAUAUUGAAGGCUCCGGUCGAUGCACAAACAAGUAGAUUGGCGACAGUGGGUCAUCUUGUUUGUUUUGUUUUUCUUAGCAGCUGAAAAAUAAACUAACAGGAAAAAACAUAAGACGUGACGGAA